CCUUUCCACGAGGGCGCCCGCCAGGAGGAGCUGCCGCAUCGACAUCGAUCCAGCUCCGCCCAGACUGGGCAAGAAGAGCCAUACGUCGCAAUUUGUUGGAGUUUUUUUUCUAUUCGGAUACGGGGAAGGAGCGGGGUGGCGAGGAGGCCUGUUCUUGGAUGUUGCGGGUAGGAGAGGAGUAGCAACAGCUGCCUGCCUUGGGAGUCCCCAGUCCUUCACACCAUGCAAGUGGCUGAGAAUGCCUGCACCCAUUUGGAGGAUGAACUGCUCUCCAUAUCGUAUCUGGGGAGGGAAUGAAAACAAGAACAAUCAAGUUUUGAAAACCUUCUCUGACUUAUGAUAGUCUGAGUUUAGUCUGUGAAGACUGUCGUCUUUAUUUCCGCAACUCCUGCCCACAACAUGGACCCCCCACCUUUGUGGCUGACACACCUGUUCCAGAAAGAACUCCAUCACGGGCACUGCUGUCCCUGCCUGAGGGACUUCUGGUCAAGGAACGUUCUCAAGGAGGCUUUGGAGUGUGGAGUGCACUCCCAGCCCUACCUCGUGGCUGCAUCUUUGGGCCCUAUGAGGGGGAAAUGGUCCGAGAACAUAGUGACUGCACCCGUUAUUCUUGGGCGGUUCGGGACAAUGGGUCCUAUUUUUUCAUUGAUGCUUCUGAUGAUUCCAAAUCUAACUGGAUGAGAUAUGUGGCAUGUGCCUCCACUGAGGAUGAGCAGAACCUAACUGUAUUCCAAUAUCGGGGUUACAUCUACUACCGUGUCUGCCAGAUUAUACCUGCUGAUACAGAGCUGCUGGUCUGGAUAGGAGAGGAAUAUGCUCGCACUCUAGGGCUGCGUUUAGGUGAGCAUUUCAAAUACGAAUUUGGCGAGAAAGAAUUACUGAUGAAACUCUUCCAAGAGCUGCAUGUCAAGACUCGGUCAUCUCCUCCAGCUCCCCAUGCUCCUUCUUCUCGUACCCAGUAUUUGUGUGGAGAUGCCACUGCCUCAUCUUUCCUGCCCCUCCACAAGCCAGGCCUUCCUGUGGGAGGAAUCACAUUUCCCCUGCUGGAAGGGACACAAAAUCUGGUGGGUUUGGGCCGUGCUCAGAGUCGCUACUGGACUUUUUUUGGCUUCCAGGGGGAUGCCUAUGGCCGCAUCCUCGACAAGAGCAAGAUCAUCUGCAAGUUGUGUGGAGUCCGGCUGAGCUACAGCGGAAACACCACCAACUUACGCCAACAUCUCGUCUACAAACAUCGUUGUGAAUACAACCAGCUUGUUGGGACACAGGUGGCCCCUCUUGACAAAGGAAUGGCUGGUACAAGCGAGUUUGGAACUCCCCGGCCUCCAAUCCCUGGCCGGACAACACGGGCAGUGGCUGACUUUAUUGUGUUGGACCUGAUGCCAGUGGAGGUGGUAGAAGGUGAGGGGUUUGGGCAGAUGCUAGCUGUCCUGGACCCCAACUACAGACUCCCUGAAGCUGCUGCCCUCGCCCACACAGUGCUGAAGGACAUGUAUACCCAGGUGAAAGGGAAAAUCUGGGAACUGGUGCGGGGCCUGCCCCAGUGUUCCCUCAGUCUGGAUGUAUGGCACCACAGCAGCACUCUAACCUACCUCACACUAACUGUCCACUAUGUGGAUGACUGCUUUGAACCCAGGGCCAGGGUCCUUUCAAGCCGCCCUAUUCCUGAGAACCCCAGCCCUGAGAGCCUGGUGGAGGCACUGGCUGAGGCCACCAAAGAAUGGGGAGUACAUGAGAGCACUUUGUACACUGUGGGAGGCCUUGGCCCUGCCAUCCAGCAAGCAGCUGCUGCCCUGGGGUGGACAGCCCUGCCUUGCAUUGGGCAGGCCUUGCGGGCAGCAAUGGAAGCAGUGCUGGGCCAGCCAGUAGCCCAGAGUGCCCUGGAGCACCUCUGUUCUUUGGCUUCUUGGGCACUGACGGGGACAGGUCGUAAUGAAAAACUGUGGUUCCAGGAGCCCCUCUUGAAAGCCCACCUCAGCCGCUUCCUGAGGGAUGGGAGCAAAUGGCACAGUGUCUACACAAUUCUGCAGGAUUUGCUAGAGUAUAGCAAGUCUCUGUCAGGGCUCGGUCCUGAUGGAAAGGCAAUCCUGCACCCACAGGACUGGGCUGCCCUUCAGGACAUAGUCCAAGUUCUCAAGCCCAUGGCAAUUGCUACCUCUACGUUUACCAAAGAUCCCUUUUCCAGUCUUGCCCUAGUCAAGCCCGUGUUAACUAGCCUCCUCUACAAGCACUUGGUGGCCAGUGAGUGGGACUCUGCUCUGACCCUUGAAGCCAAAGCAGCAGCUCAGAAAGAACUGAACCACCAUUUCUCCAGCCCUGAAGUUAACCAGGCCCUCAAUCUAGCCUGUGCUCUUGACCCCCGGUUUCGUGGUCUGGACUUCCUGAGCCAUUCUGACCAGGUGGAAACUUUGCACUUGCUCAAGGCCGAAGUGUCACACUUGGCCAAGGCGCCUGCUUUCUUAACCUCCAGCCUGCCUGAUGUGGCUUCCUCAUCGCCCCCUUCCAAGCUGCCAAAGCAAGAUGCAGGCAUUGAAUUCUUGCUGGGAGAUCUUUGCAGCAUGCAUGGUGGCCCAGACAUCAGCUCUGCCCAUCAGCAAGCCGAGCAGGAGACAACCAGCUUCCAGACCAGCAAAGCAUCUGCCCUCGCUCAGGAACCCCUGCAAUGGUGGAAGAUCCACCACACCCAGUACCCAUUAUUGUCCCGGGCAGCCCGCAAGCUCCUAGGAGUGCCUGCCACUUCAGUACCUGCUGGCUGGCUCUUCAGCAGCACUGGAGAUGCCAUCCAUACUAAGCGCCAAGCCCUGACACCAGAGCAUGUCGAUAUGCUUGUGUUCCUCCAUGGCAACCGUGCAAUGCUCUGUUAAAGUACACAAAGAAAGCAGCCUUGGGUGGGCAUCUGUCUGCAGGAUCCUAUAGCAUUCCACCACAAAAGACUGAAAUUGGAGAAGAGUUCCCAUGUGUCCUGUAUCUACUUCCCUCUGCUGGACUGGCCAAAAGGUCUAGAGGGCGAGUACAGUCUUGAGUGUUUUGGAGAAAGGGGAAUAGAACAAAACCAUUUGAGUGGUUUUGUGGGGUGGGCCAAACUAGGGCAGACCUCUUCGAAUUGCAUCAACCAGGGAUCAAAAUACAAAUUCCCUCUACUCCCACCAGCUGAUUGGGAGCUAUGAAAAUAUUAGUUCAGUGAAGUUGUAGACUACCGGCUAAGAAGACUGAUCUGGAAUAAAAGAAACAGCUGUGGCUUUUAGUAGGCUUUGUUUGGAGGAAGGGAGGGGAGGAGGCCAAAUUAGAUCAUGUUGAAUCUUCCAAAGAAGUAGGAGGGCUGAUGUGCUAGAAUAUUCCAUAAAUGUAAGGGAAAUGAAUGUUAUGAGAGUGUAUGGCUGUAGUCCUCGCCUCUCGGAGAUAUGGGGGGGGGGGAAUGACACAAACUAUGGGUCAGAAGGAGAGAUCAUUUGAGGACAGAAAUGAUGUAUUAAGAGUAAGUAAGAAAUAGAGGAAUAGGAGUGGACUAGCCCAUGCUUACCAUAGGGAAACAGAUUCAUUACAGGGAGAAGAUAAGGGGGGAGAAAUAUGCUGAAUGGUAUAGAGAGCUGAAAAUAAUGACAGCACCAAUUCAGGGAAACAAAAGGAGGGCAUGGAAUAUUUCAAGAAGUUUAGGUUGCAAUUCAGACACACAUCAAGCAGGCAUGUGGUUGAUGUCAAUGUGUUUUUGCUUUAUAAGGAGCCCUGGAGUAUCUAAACAAAAGGUACAUUAACCAAGCCUUUUCUCUUAUUACCUAAUGGAAUGAUGAUGGACAACAUAAUUGGAGGAUUCUCUGGUAGAGAGAUAUCUUACUUGCACUAUGGAUUCAAUGAAUAUAGGCAGCAUUCCCUCCUCUCCUCACCCUUCCUCGAAAAUCAAGAUACAGAGCCAAAAGAAGAAAGGAUGCUAGAAAAGUACUGUGAUUCCUCUGGCCUUCCUUCCAUUUAGGGGGCAUUGAUCUUUAAACCAAAGAAAGUACUAACCAUUUCUUCAAUUUUAUUUAUACCCAGCCUUUAUUAUUUUUUACAAAGAACUCAAGGUGGCAAAUUCAUUCAACCUUCUAUUUCCCCCACCUGUGAGAUAAGUUGGGCUGAGAGAAUGAUUAUCCCAGGGUCACCCAGCUGGUUUUCAUGGCUAAGAUAGAAGUCACAGUCUCCCACUUUAUAGCUUGGUGCCUUAGCCAUUAGACUUUUCACUGCCUCUUGAUCAUGCCCUUCCCUAUGUAAUGCCUUCCUUUUUCUCUCCUAUCCUAACCCCCUCCUCCUAUUUGCACACAUUAAAAAGUUCAGGAUUAUCAAAUGAAAGAGGAACAGCUGAAGACAGGUUUAUACAGCCGGGACCCUUCUUCCUCUCCACUUUAAAAUUGAGUUUAUUUAGUUUUUUUGGGGGGGGGGGGUAAUUCAAAGAGCAACAAGAAAAUAAAAGGUAUUUUAUUUUUUAAAAAGAUGAUGAUGCUUAUACUAAGAUAGGGGUGGGGGAAAACUGAAGAAUUUUUUUUUCCCAGAUGGUGAUUCUUUAGAGCACCAACAGCCAAGGAUGCGGUAGAGCUAAAAAUUAUAGAAAACAUCCCUCUCUGGCCUUGUUCAAUAUGAAUAAGACAUUACCCUCUAACUUUAUCAUCCAGUUCUGUUGGCUUUAGUUGCUAGUCUCAUCCAACAUUUCUUCAACUUGGCUAGGAAUAAUAGAAAUUAUGGAGCUGCCUCAUAGCAGUUCCAAAAAUAGCCUGUCCACAGAUCACAUCUGGUGAAUUGUUCAUGGCUAUCCCUUUAUUAAUCAGAGUAUUUACUAGCCAUUGUUUUUUUUAUUAGUGCCAAAAGGGAAGUCAAGCUGCCUUAUAGAAGCCAAUGCCACAAGAAAGUUGAUGCUUAAGCCAGGACAAAUAUUAUUCCUAAUGCUGGGGGGGGGGUAGUGGUGGUACAUAAGGCUUUUUACAAUUGCUGAUUGGCAUCUCAUGAUUGCCCUGCUCCUAAUGGAAGUUGUAGUUUGGUAGCAUCUAGUGGGUGAUAUGAGGCCCAACAGCUGUUGGACAUCAUCUUUCUUAGUAUGACCCCGAUUUGAUACAACUAAUAGAAUAUGAUUCUCAGCAAGUGACAGUGUCUAACCAACCGUGGCUGAUUUAGAAACCUAAGCAGUGUUGGCUGUACUUAAUACUUAGAUGUCACCUAGAAAGACAAGGUCUGGUGAAUAACAGGAACUCUGAAAAAAUAGCCCAGCAGAAAACAGUAGCAAACCAUGGGGGAUAGGGAGGUAGAAUGGGAAACAUCAGCUACAUUAAUGCAUCAGGAUUUCAAGUCCAACAUGAUUUUGCUUUUACUUCUGGGGUAAUUGUAUUAAAUAUCUAGAAACAAAUUAUCUGUUCCUCAUCCUGCUUUCAGAAAGCUAUGAAUCCUUGUUGCAUCAUUUUCAGUCUUUAUGACAAAUGUAGAAUUAGUUGUAAUUUCUUCUAUUGUGUAAAUUUUUUUUAAUGAAAUUGAUUUAAUUAUG
Messenger RNA from Crotalus tigris (Tiger rattlesnake), 5500 nucleotides. Its product is annotated as E3 SUMO-protein ligase ZBED1-like. Gene Ontology annotation, molecular function: DNA binding; protein dimerization activity. The record is from RefSeq and is a predicted model, not a curated record. Lineage: Eukaryota; Metazoa; Chordata; Lepidosauria; Squamata; Viperidae. The transcript has 7 exons. The coding region runs from base 576 to 2861 and encodes 761 amino acids.